AUGGCCGCCACCGUUACAGUCGUCUUCCCCAACGUCCCCGACGCCAAAUACAAUAUCGACUACUACCUAACCAAGCAUAUGCCCUUAAUCAAAGAGCGCUGGGCUAAAUACGGCAUCAUAAGCUGGUCAGCCACAAAGUUUAUCGACGGAUUAGACGGGUCGCCUUCUCUCUACGCCUUUGGAUCUGUCGUCACCUGGGACAAUGUAGAGCAGGUUAAGACGGCAUUUGCUGGACCGGAGGUGGGGGAGAUUAUGGCAGAUGUUUCAGACUUUAGCAACAAGGAUGCCAUCUUCUUGAUCGGGGAGGUUCUGCGCUGA
Molecule: messenger RNA, 318 nt
Organism: Fusarium vanettenii 77-13-4
Lineage: Eukaryota; Fungi; Ascomycota; Sordariomycetes; Hypocreales; Nectriaceae
Exons: 1
Coding region: 1-318 (105 amino acids)
Molecular function (GO): oxidoreductase activity
Source: RefSeq, a predicted model, not a curated record